CCCCGGCGGCGGCGGCGCGCGCCGGAACGCAGGCCUGGACCCUAUAAAGGACGCUUGGCUGGGCGCACGCCCCAUUUGGCAGAGGGCCCCUCCGCGGACCGUGCUGGGCGCUUGCGCAGCGUGAGCAACUCCCCGCCCCCUGCCCCGCUGCUGUCGCCAGCUUCCCGGGCCGGCAGUCCAGGCCCCGCCUCGGCUCCGCGCCCUCACCCAGUUCUCAGCCACCGGUCUGCCCCGCAGCAGCCAGCCCUGUCUCCAGCAGCAUGUUCAGCUGGGUCAGCAAGGAUGCCCGCCGGAAGAAGGAGCCAGAGCUCUUCCAGACGGUGGCCGAGGGGCUGAGGCAGCUGUACUCGCAGAAGCUGCUGCCCCUGGAGGAGUACUACCGCUUCCACGAGUUCCACUCGCCCGCUCUGGAGGAUGCUGACUUCGACAACAAGCCCAUGGUGCUCCUCGUGGGCCAGUACAGCACCGGCAAGACCACCUUCAUCCGGCACCUGAUUGAGCAGGACUUCCCGGGAAUGCGCAUCGGGCCCGAGCCCACCACCGACUCCUUCAUCGCCGUCAUGCACGGCCCCACCGAGGGCGUGGUGCCGGGCAACGCGCUAGUUGUCGACCCGCGGCGCCCCUUCCGCAAGCUCAACGCCUUCGGCAACGCCUUCCUCAACAGGUUCAUGUGUGCCCAGCUGCCCAAUCCAGUCCUGGACAGCAUCAGCAUCAUUGAUACUCCCGGAAUCCUGUCUGGAGAGAAACAGCGCAUCAGCAGAGGUUAUGACUUUGCAGCCGUCCUGGAAUGGUUUGCCGAGCGGGUGGACCGCAUCAUCCUGCUCUUCGACGCCCACAAGCUGGACAUCUCUGAUGAGUUCUCAGAAGUCAUCAAGGCCCUCAAGAACCAUGAGGACAAGAUCCGUGUGGUGCUGAACAAGGCUGACCAGAUUGAGACGCAGCAGCUGAUGCGGGUGUAUGGGGCACUCAUGUGGUCCCUGGGAAAGAUCAUCAACACCCCCGAGGUGGUCAGGGUCUACAUCGGCUCCUUCUGGUCCCACCCACUUCUCAUCCCUGACAACCGCAAGCUCUUUGAGGCUGAGGAGCAGGACCUCUUCAAAGACAUCCAGUCCCUUCCCCGAAACGCCGCCCUCAGGAAGCUCAAUGACCUGAUCAAGCGGGCAAGGCUGGCCAAGGUCCAUGCAUACAUCAUCAGUUCCCUGAAGAAAGAGAUGCCCAAUGUCUUUGGUAAAGAGAGCAAAAAGAAAGAACUGGUGAACAACCUGGGAGAGAUCUAUCAGAAGAUUGAGCGGGAGCACCAGAUUUCCCCUGGCGACUUCCCCAGCCUCCGCAAGAUGCAGGAACUCCUGCAGACCCAGGACUUCAGCAAGUUCCAGGCCUUAAAGCCCAAGCUGCUGGACACAGUGGACGACAUGCUGGCCAAUGACAUUGCCCGGCUGAUGGUGAUGGUGCGCCAGGAGGAGUCCCUGAUGCCAUCCCAGGCAGUGAAGGGCGGUGCCUUUGAUGGCACCAUGAAUGGGCCCUUUGGGCAUGGCUACGGUGAGGGGGCCGGUGAGGGCAUUGACGAUGUGGAAUGGGUGGUGGGCAAGGACAAGCCCACCUACGAUGAGAUCUUCUACACGCUGUCCCCCGUCAAUGGCAAGAUCACAGGCGCCAAUGCCAAGAAGGAGAUGGUGAAGUCCAAGCUGCCCAACACAGUGCUGGGGAAGAUCUGGAAGCUGGCCGAUGUGGACAAGGACGGGUUGCUGGAUGACGAGGAGUUCGCCUUGGCCAACCACCUCAUCAAGGUCAAGCUGGAAGGCCAUGAGCUGCCUGCCGACCUGCCCCCACACCUGAUACCACCCUCCAAACGGAGGCAUGAGUGACCAAUUGACUGGCCUCCCCUUCUCCACACCACCCAGCACGCAGAGGCCUGGGAGGCAGAGACGGGGUGGAAAGGGAAGGGUCACCAUUUCUCAAGGUCCAUAAAAGACUGAGCGGAUGUUUCCUCAGCUCUUGAAAA
This is a messenger RNA of Nycticebus coucang (slow loris), 2002 nucleotides long. RefSeq names its product EH domain containing 1 (gene EHD1). The record is from RefSeq and is a predicted model, not a curated record. NCBI's taxonomy places the organism in Eukaryota, Metazoa, Chordata, Mammalia, Primates, Lorisidae. The transcript has 5 exons. Gene Ontology annotation, biological process: clathrin-dependent synaptic vesicle endocytosis; endosomal transport. Bases 261 to 1865 code for a protein of 534 amino acids. Gene Ontology annotation, cellular component: cytoplasm; plasma membrane; intracellular vesicle. Gene Ontology annotation, molecular function: calcium ion binding; molecular adaptor activity; protein binding.